CGAAAAUUUCCCCUUUUUGUUCUGUUUACAAAUUUCAUUCUGAGCGGGAAAAUCUUCAAAGUUCUUUUUUCCAGUUUCAAAAAUGGAGAACAAAGAUGUCGCCGUGGAGAAAACCGACGCCGGUCCGAUCGAAUUACCUGCUCCUCCUGGCUGGAAGAAGAGAUUCACUCCGGGAAAGAGCAGUACCCCUAGAAGGUAUGCUGUUGUAUUUGUUUCACCUGACGGCGACGAAAUUAAGAACAAGAAGCAAUUAGACAAGUAUCUGAAAUCUCAUCCAGGAGGACCUCCUGCCUCUGAAUUUAAUUGGGGUACAGGUGACACUCCUAGACGAUCAAGUAGAUUGGGUGGAAAAUCUGAAGCAAUGGAGACACCAGAAAGUGAUACUCCCAGUACGAAGAGACAAAGGAAAUCAAGUUCCAAAAAAGAAGCCAAGGAAGAUGGUAGCGAGCGAAAAGCUGAGGGUGCUACUGAGAAAGAAACUAAGGCAAAUGAUGAACCUGCUUUGCCUGAUGCAGAGGAUCUGGAAGUCCAAGAUGUAGAGAUGGCAUCUAAGAAUCUCACUGAUGGAGAUAACACAAAGGAUGAGAAAGAGAAGACCAAUGAUGGCGAGAUUGUCCCCAAGGAGCCUCUGGCAAGUGAAGAUAAGAUGGAAAUUGUGCAUGAAAAAGAAGAAACAAAGGAUGAGAAGGAGAAGACCAAUUAUGGUGAGAUUGUCCCCAAGGAGCCUCUGGCAAGUGAAGAUAAGAUGGAACUUGUGCAUGAAAAAGAAGAAACGAAUGAUGAGAAGGAGAAGACCGAUGAUGGUGAGAUUGUCCCCAAGGAGCCUCUGGCAAGUGAAGAUAAGAUGGAAAUUGUGCAAGAAAAAGAAGAAACAAAGGAUGAGGAGGAGAAGAUCAAUGAUGGUGAGAUUGUCCCUGAGCAGCCUCCGGAAAGUGAAGAUAAGAUGGAAAUUGUGCAAGAAAAAGAAGAAAUAUUGGAUGAGGGAAACAUUGAGAAAAUGAAAAAUCGAGAAGCGGAAGAUAAGCCUCUGGAUAACAGCCUUAAGACUGACAAUAAAACACUACCAUUGAAUGUGUUGGAAGAAAAUAAGAUUGAGAGUAAACCAGCUGGGACAGAUGCCUCAUCUCUUUCUGCUGAACUCAGCAAGUCAACCUCAGGUAGCCAAGAAGAAAUUGCAGAAGAAGCUCCUGCCGCUGAAGAUGCACUGGAUGCGCUUGAGGAAAAUAAGAUAGAGAGUAAACCAGCUGGGGCAGAUGCCUCAUCUCAUUCUGCUGAACUCAGCAAGGCAACCUCAGUUAGCCAAGAAGAAGCUCCAGCCGCUGCAGAUCCACUGGUUCAGAAUUCUAAUGAUGGUAAAGUACACGAAAAUGAGCAGAUUGUCAGGGAGAUUCCAAUUGAGGAGAUCAAUGGCACAUAAUCCGCUGCAGCAGGUGUUAACAAUUCUGUGCAGCAAGAAACCACCGUAAUCAACCAAGCCACCUCAAGUUAACUUUUUUAUAUCUUAGUAUAAUACUGUAUCAUCUGGCCUUUAUUUCUUCUUGGCCCUGAUUUAGGUAACUGACAAACAGCAUUAAGCAUGCUCUGCAUAUGUUAAAAAUUUCUUAGCUACUUAUUUUGUGUUACACUGUAUUGCUGCUGUCAUCUUCGACAUUGAUCAACUUAUAUUCUAUUAAGGUGUCAGGAUUUCUUGCAUUUUGACAAAAUGUUGGCCUAUUUCUCUAUUAAUAAAUAUAUACAGUUAUGAUG
Molecule: messenger RNA, 1746 nt
Organism: Solanum pennellii
Lineage: Eukaryota; Viridiplantae; Streptophyta; Magnoliopsida; Solanales; Solanaceae
Product: methyl-CpG-binding domain-containing protein 11-like
Exons: 3
Coding region: 83-1417 (444 amino acids)
Molecular function (GO): DNA binding
Source: RefSeq, a predicted model, not a curated record